UGUCAGCAGCACUGAAACACAAAACCUUUCUUGGAAACAAGAUUCCUGGAAUCUGCCAGCUUGAACUCGGUUCACUUGUUUUCAAGGCUGAGCGUCAGAGCACAUUUGUCUGGAUUAUUUCCUCACUCUGUAUGAUUCGUUGUGGCGAAAGAUCUCCGCAGACAUGGUUGCCCCGGCUGUGACCAUGGUCUAUCCUGUGGACCAAGGUCCAUGCUGCCCACAUCCUCCCCAGACCUCCUUGGAUCGCGGAGAGGAUCUGUCCGGCAUCGCCGCCACCUUCCAGUAUUUACACACCUCAGGCUGGUACUGGGGCUCCAUCUCAGCCAGUCAGGCUCGGGAUACACUCCUGACAAAGUCGGAAGGCACUUUCCUGGUGCGGGACAGCAGUCACCCCCAGUACAUGCUGGCGCUGUCCGUGAUGACCCACUGCGGUCCGACCAGCGUACGAAUCCACUUCAAAAGGGGCUCUUUCUGGCUGGACUCCCUCAGUCCCGAGCUGCCUAACCUGCAGUCCUUCCCUGAUGUCCUUAGCCUCAUUCAGCACUAUACCGGCUCAGGACACACGCCGCAAGGCCCGGCAGCGUCCAUCCAAGACAGUCCCCUCUCCAAAAUAAAGCCAGAUGCCGUCCAGUGCCCCCCUGAGCCCAAAGACAGCGGCGUUCUGCUGAAGCUUCUGCGCCCGCUUCACAGGCCGGAAGCCUUCCCGUGUUUGCAGCACCUGGCACGACUAACCAUCAACAGAAAGACAAACUGCCCCGACCAGCUGCCACUCCCAAAGCCUCUCCUGGACUACUUGCACGAUUACCCUUUCCACAUAUGAGGGUGUCGGGAGGCAGAGACGGGGAUACAUGCUCAGGCAGUCAGGUGUUUGUUGGUCCACACUGACGAGACGAAACUACCGUCACCUUCCAAGAUGCUUUUUGUUGUUUUUUUUUCCCCUUCAAUAUGAUACGAUACGCCGCUGUUUGUUGUCCACAAUAAAUGCAUUUGCGCUUUUUAUGGCAAGAAGAUCACACAAGCCGACUCUAAAAGCCUUUGUUUGUUUUUGUGUAGAAUUUUGUUAAGAGUUUACCAAAUAAAAUACCAUGACCUCGUCAUUUGCCAAUGCAAAUUAGCACGUUGACACACGCAGUCUUGAUCUCACAGAAAUGUAAGCCACACCCUUGUUGUGUGUUCUUAAACCUGAUUGGACCUUUAUGGAUGCAUUCGAAGAGGCAGAUUCUGUGGGAAAUUUUGGUGUCUUCCUGGAAUGUACGACUUUUUUUCUCGCAAAUUUACAACUUUUUUUCUCGUAAAUUUACAAUUUUUUUCUCAUAAAUUUAUGACUUUAUUCUUGUGAUAUUACAACUUUUUUUUCUCGUAAAUGUCCAACUUUAUUCUCGUAAUUUACGACUUAAUUCUUGUGAAUUUACGACUUUAUUCUCGUAAAUUUACAACUUUUUUCCCCAUAAAUUUAUGACUUUUUUCUCGUGAAUUUACAACUUUUUUCUCGUAAAUGUACAACUUUUUUUCUCGUAAAUUUACAACUUUUUUCUCGUAAAUGUACGACUUAUUCUCGCAAAUGUACCACUUUAUUCUUGUGAAUUUACAACUUUUUUUCUCGUAAAUGUCCAACUUCAUUCUCAUAAUUUACGACUUUAUUCUUGUGAAUUUACGACUUUAUUCUCGUAAAUUUACAACUUUUUUCCCCAUAAAUGUAUGACUUUUUUCUCGUGAAUUUCCGACUUUAUUCUCGUAAUAUUACACAUUUUUUUCUCGUAAAUGUACAGCAUUAUUCUCUUAAAUUUACGACCUUUUUUUCUCCGAAAUUUACGACUAUUCUUGUAAUAUUACGACUUUAUUCUCAUAAAUGUACAACUGUUUUCUCGUAAAUGUACGACUUUAUUCUUGUGAAUUUACAACUUUUUUUCUCGUAAAUGUCCAACUUCAUUCUCAUAAUUUACUACUUUAUUCUUGUGAAUUUACGACUUUAUUCUCGUAAAUUUACAACUUUUUUUCUCGUAAAUGUCCAACUUCAUUCUCAUAAU
Messenger RNA from Dunckerocampus dactyliophorus (ringed pipefish), 2027 nucleotides. RefSeq names its product cytokine-inducible SH2-containing protein-like. The record is from RefSeq and is a predicted model, not a curated record. The transcript is spliced from 3 exons. Bases 164 to 820 code for a protein of 218 amino acids. Lineage: Eukaryota; Metazoa; Chordata; Actinopteri; Syngnathiformes; Syngnathidae. Gene Ontology annotation, molecular function: 1-phosphatidylinositol-3-kinase regulator activity. Gene Ontology annotation, biological process: phosphatidylinositol phosphate biosynthetic process; intracellular signal transduction. Gene Ontology annotation, cellular component: phosphatidylinositol 3-kinase complex.